This is a messenger RNA of Gadus macrocephalus (Pacific cod), 1282 nucleotides long. Its product is annotated as protein S100-P-like. The coding region runs from base 135 to 416 and encodes 93 amino acids. The record is from RefSeq and is a predicted model, not a curated record. Gene Ontology annotation, cellular component: extracellular exosome; cytoplasm. Lineage: Eukaryota; Metazoa; Chordata; Actinopteri; Gadiformes; Gadidae. Gene Ontology annotation, biological process: endothelial cell migration. Gene Ontology annotation, molecular function: transition metal ion binding; calcium ion binding. The transcript has 2 exons.
GUACCCGUCGUCCAUCAUGAGCUCGUCCAACUUCGACUUAGCCCCAAAAGGCCUCAAGGAGCUGUUCCUCAAGCACGCCGGCAAAAGCGGCAAAAAGGACAGCAUGAACAAGGGAGAGCUGAAGGCCUUGCUGCAUGAGCUGUUCCCGGGACUGCUUGAGGCACUUUACACGUGAUGGGAUGGACGGAAAUAAAAAUGGGAGUCGGAAGAAGAGAGAGAAGUUGGAAGUUUUGACUUUGCCGUCGGUGACACUUUCUAAAAAUGUGUCGUUGAACACCUCCUCCCAGAAUGCCAAAGACCCGGAAGCAGUGGACAAGCUGAUGAAGGCGCUGGACCACAACAACGACUGCGAGGUGGACUUCGACGAGUUCGUGGUCCUGAUCACGGCUGUGGUCAAUGCCUCCGGGAGACGCUGAGAAGGGGGAGAACAUGUCGUUGCUGAAAAGUCCAUCAAGGCAUCAUUCUUAUUUUUAUGUUAAAAUAGUUUGAAUACAAUGUUUGGCAAUUGUCUUUGCCAGUGUUUUUUUUUUUUCUUUUUCUGGAAAGCCUUAUAUCCUACAAAUUAAAAGUUACUCAAAAUAUUGCAUUUUAGGUUGGGACCACACACACACACACACACACACGCACACACACACACACACACACACACACACACACACACACACACACACACACACACACACACACACAUGCACACACACACACACACACACACGCACGCACAUGCACAUAAAUAAAUAAAAGGUCAAUUAACUUAAGAUAUUCUGUCCUUUGUUUCACCGUGGUCCAUAAUUGCUUGAUAGGUGGUUGUUAUGAGGUCAUACAGUUGAACAUCGUCGAUGUUCAACUCAGCUUUGCCAAUUAAGGAGUGGUUAUAUCGUUUUUAUAAUGAAAGAAGCUACGCCUUUAUUAAGCAAACAGACUUUUAAUCUGAGGAUAACUUUCAUUUGUGAGCCAAAAGGUUCAUCGGUCACUGGAGGUUACACUUUUAUUUUAAUUAAUUUCAGCUAUAGUUAAAACCUCUUUAAGGUAAGGUAGUUGGGUCGUGACUACCUUAAAACUUUUAACAAGACUCAGUGUUGUCUUCGCUCUUCAAGAAUAAAAUAGUUCGGGGAGACAGAAAUUCUCUACUGCCCCUGUGUGGCGGACAAAUGCACUCCCAGUCUGACAGCUCUCUCUCUCUCUCUCUCUCUCUCUCUCUCUCUCUCUCUCUCUCUCUCUCUCUCUCUCUCUCUCUCUCUCUCUCUCUCUCUCUCUCUCUCUCUCUCUCUCUAAUUCAAUA